Molecule: messenger RNA, 2108 nt
Organism: Lampris incognitus (smalleye Pacific opah)
Lineage: Eukaryota; Metazoa; Chordata; Actinopteri; Lampriformes; Lampridae
Exons: 13
Coding region: 169-1887 (572 amino acids)
Molecular function (GO): protein binding
Source: RefSeq, a predicted model, not a curated record
ACACGUCUACCAAAGCCUCCUUCUUCUGUUGCGAAUAUAUCUCCAAAUUGUGUUUUGAUUUCGGGACGGCUCCCGAUAAAGCGAUGCGACUCGCCGACGCCGUCCGAGUCAACCAGCCGGCCUAGAGGAUUAGACUGACCGCUGGCCGUGUCAGAUAAACGACCUCAAAUGGGGGAGGUGAGGAAGCUCCAGAAGAAGUUGAGGCAGAUCGAGAAUCUCGAAGUCAAAAUCACUCUCACCCCAGAAGAAAAAGUCAAGAUCUCCAGGAAGGCGGAGCUGCGUUCCAGAUUGGCUGAUCUUCUGCUGCAGCUUUCUGGCCCGCAGCAAAAUCUAGGGAUUGUGGGAGAAGGAAAAGCAGAGAAGAUGAAAAGACAAGUGGAGGCUGCCCAUGAGGCCUUUCCAUCACAGGCACCUUCAGCCUCCAAGAUUUCUAAGGGAGAGUUGCAGUCCAAAACCCAAGCAACUCCAGCACCCUCUGCCAGACAGAAGGAGGCAGGAUCAGGGGGAUGGGGGGGAGAGAGGGAGGAGAGGGAAGAUAGACAAGAAGCCGACAGACAGCAGGAGACAGGACCACCGCCUAAUGUGUCACAUCACUGCCCAGAGGUGUCAGAUGCCUGUCCAGCCUUGACCCCCAGAGACCCAAGGAAGGAAAAACAACCAGAAGAGGAAGAUGCAGUGUUUACAACCCUCAAAGAAACAUGGGAGAAGGCAAAGUUUCGCUUGAGGCUGUUAGAGGGUCACAGUGACAUAGUCACCUGUGUUGUUGCCAUUGAAAACACUGUGAUUUCCGGAAGCCGAGACACAACGGUGAAGGUUUGGCACGUCCCUACAGCAACAGAGCAGAGGAACCUGGGAGGUCACAGUGGCGGGGUCACUUGUCUGUCUGCCCCUCCCCCCGAGUACUGCAGGAGACUUGCGCGGACCCUGUCCUUGCCCGAGAAGGAGAGGUUUAUUUUGAGUGGCUCGGCAGACUGCUGUGUCAAGAUCUGGGCCUUAAGCACCGGGCAAUGUGUAAAGUCUGUGUACACGUUCAACUCUGUGACUGCUCUCUGCUUUGUGCCUGAAGGAAGAGGAUACUUCAUCACCGGAUCAGGUUCAUGGGGCAAGGUUCAAGCCUGGAGCUGGCACACUUUGGAAAACUGUCAGUCAAUCAGUGCUCACCAAGAAGCAGUCACCUCCAUCCAGUCUCAGGGCCCGCUGGUGUUCAGCGGCUCGGCUGAAGGCGGCGUUUCCGUGUGGGAGAACUUGUGUUCGGAGCGCGACCCCCUGAGGCCCCUGUUCCACUGGACGGGCCAGGUGACCGGCUGCGGCGGGGGUCAGGGGAGCCGUCUGGCCCUGAGUCCCCGGGGAGACCGUGUCUUCUUGGCCUAUGGCCGAGCCUGCAUCAAAAUCCUCGACUGGAGAAGCGGAAGUGUGUCCAGGCUGACCAAUCACAGCAGUGUCGCUGGAGUAACAGACUGUGUUCACCAGACAGUGGGCCUCCUGAUCGGCUCCUCCUAUGAUCUGGCCAGUGGGGAGAGCACCCUGAACAUGUUUACUCUGCCUCAGUGCAGGUACCUGGUCUCUCUGACCUGUGCCGAGGUUCCUAGGGUCCUGUGCUUUGCGACGUGGCUCACGGGGAGCGGAGAUCACCGGUGGGUCACCGGCGGUCGCGACCUCGUCGUGUGGGAGCAGCUGCCCCGUUCCACGAAGCAGAGGGGUGAUGUCACAGUGAGAAGAGACGGCCGGCUGGAUGCGCCGUCGUUGGAGUCGGAGGACAGCGCGGAUGACGAUGACGAUGAUGAAGAGAGUGACGGUUACGGCGACGAAGAAGGGGGAGACCACCGGGUGUGCCCAAACGCGACGGACGGCGAGCCGGGCUCGUGGUUCCGCUGUGUUCUUCAGUGAGCGUCGGUUCAGAGCGCCCGAGAUCGAGACGCUGCGUCCCACAGCCAUGAAAGGGAGGGAGGGAGGGGGCACAGUGAGAGAGAGAGAGGGGGGAAUGAAGUGUGACAGAUUGACUGAGCGCCGGUGCCGGAGCGAGCGAGCGAGCACACGGCUUCGAGAGUGUGAGCGUGUGAGCGGUAGACAGAUUGUUCUCUUUGUAAAUGAUGCUUUCCCCCCCCCCC